AUGUUGACCUUCGAGGGAAACGAGUUCCUUGGAACUGCUAGCAUUAUGGGAAAGAUCACUAGCAUUGGAGCCACGUUUGCUCAUGACAUCAAGUCCACGAACGUCCAGCCCACCAGUGACGGAAGUGUUCUCAUUUGCUGCACUGGAAUGAUUCGAAUUGACGACAACCAGCCCAUGAUGUUUGCCGAGACCUUCAUUAUCCGUGACAGUGGUAACAAUCAGUACUACGUUCAUAACGAUAUUUUCCGUUUGAUUUUGGAAUACCAUUGUUUGUUCCAACAAUUAUUCGAGUAUACACGUUAG
This is a messenger RNA of Blastocystis hominis, 303 nucleotides long. RefSeq lists its product as hypothetical. Lineage: Eukaryota; Bigyra; Opalinata; Blastocystidae. Gene Ontology annotation, biological process: nucleocytoplasmic transport. Gene Ontology annotation, cellular component: nuclear pore central transport channel. The record is from RefSeq and is a predicted model, not a curated record. Bases 1 to 303 code for a protein of 100 amino acids. The transcript has 3 exons.